Molecule: messenger RNA, 1347 nt
Organism: Protopolystoma xenopodis
Lineage: Eukaryota; Metazoa; Platyhelminthes; Monogenea; Polystomatidea; Polystomatidae
Source: the annotation of a GenBank genome assembly
AUGGCCUCUGCUGCUGCUCGCGCCUUGGCAUCCCGUUCCCUCGGGGAUUUGGCUCAUGUCACUACAGCACACUCGGAUUUGGCGUGUGAAAAUGAUGACCCUCUACUGACAUUGCUUUAUCGACAUCAUCAAUUUCCUAAUAUCAGUCGUCCUCGGUCCGUCGUCAAUUCUUCAGGGAUUGAAUCCGUUCUUUCUCCUGGCCAGCCAAAGAACAGGAAAUUGCCAGUUCCAUUUAACAGUGGUUACGAGGUGGUCGCUGUUCUUAGCAAUAAACCAGGCUCUGUUGACGGACCAAACAGAGGGAGCUGCGCUGUUCGACGAAGUUAUAACGCCCUGGACCCUGAGAAUGUACAGCUGUGGAGAGUUAGUCGCGUGUCCUCUGCAAUAGUAUUCGUGAUUUCCAGCAUCGGACCAUUGGCUGAUUACAUUCCAAAACGUUUCGCCGGCAUUGUAAUCGGCAUCAUCAUUGACAGGCGACAUUUGCCGCUUCUCUUACUCUCAACCCAACUUCAUAUGGCCCAUCCACUUAUUUACACAAUUCUGUGCUCUCGUUUCCUCCAAUGUCGCCUAAGAGUGUCGCGAAAAGUGGGUUUAGUGAAUCGUAAUCGUAUCAACCGGUACCAGAUGCCGUUUGCAGGAUUCCUAGCUUACAUUUUGCCACCCUUGUUUUCCUACCCGCUUGCCAAUUGGCUGCUGCUAAAUAUCAAAAUCACUGUUUGCCUGUCUGAAAUCUGGCUGCCUAUUAGCCUUCAAUUCCCGUCCUCGCCAUAUUCGAGAAUUAAGAGCCCAUGCCAGUACAUGAGAAUCUUCCUAUCCACUUCUUCAAACACGUCAAUUAGUUAUCGUGUUUUUCACCACCACACACAUUGUGUCCCAUUGUUUGAGUUCUUGUGUAUUAUGUCCAAGGGUCUUCUUUUUGCUGUCUUCGCUGAAUCUCUAAUUGGUAUCUUAGUGCGGAGAAUGGCAAAGCUCACUGAUGAUGCAGACUUCGAUGGCGGCGGAACGUUUGAGAAUGUAUCAAGUCCAUUGUCUGAUGCUGGGAAUCAUGACAACUACUUUGGCAGACGACUUCAGACUAGGUGCGUUCUACAUAGUUGCGACAACGAGGUCAAUCCACUUCUAAUCUCCUGUUCAUCAGGUUUCUAUGGAAAAGGAUACGCUGGUGUUCUUUAUCCUUGUGCUGAUUGUCCUUCCCGUCUCUCCGAUGCAUUUUUGAUUACAGUUAUUGCAGUUUCUGCUGUGAACUCCGGAGCACUCCAUUUUGUUGACUUCUUUAUGUUGGUUAGGCAAGCUGGUGAAGAGGGUUAUCCGUUCCUUCAGGAUUAUGCGAAUGUUCCAUUUCCCUAG